UUUAACGCUUUGCGACCAUGUAUUAUUAGUGUACAAUGAAGUAAACCGGUGAGCUGUUGACGACUGAAACUCGACAACUUCCUCACCUGUCAUAGCUACUGUUACCGUAAUGACUCGAAUACAUGCUUGGAGGCGCGGCGUCUACAGCAAGAAAACUCCUUUCUCAAGUCACGUCGGAAAUUUUAGUUUUGUAGUAUUUGUACGUUCACUAAAGGAGCGACUCUCCAUUGAAGCACAGAUGGCGCUGUUGAAGCUGUUCCUCGGGGCUCUUCUGCUCCUUCAGCUUGUUCUGCAGCUCCUAGCCGGAGCUGCUGACCCUCAAACCUUGAACUGUCCUGCUUAUGCUGGAGUUCCAGGCACUCCUGGACACAAUGGUCUGCCUGGCAGAGACGGCAGAGACGGAAGAGAUGGAGUCACUGGACCCAAAGGAGAGAAGGGAGAGCCAGGAGUGAGUGUGCAGGGACCUCCUGGUAAAGCUGGACCACCUGGACCUGAUGGAGCCCAGGGUGAAAGCGGUCCACCAGGGUCUCCUGGAAGUGAAAGUGUUAUUGAGUCCCUGAAGUCUGAGAUCCAGAAUCUUAAAGCCAAGAUUGACACAAUUGAGAAAGCUGCGAGUUUCAGCAACUUCAGGAAAGUUGGACAGAAAUAUUACGUCACUGAUCGUAUUUUUGGAACGUUCGAUAAUGGCAUAAAACUCUGCGAGAGCUCUAGUGGAACAUUGGUUGUGCCAAAAAGUUCUGCAGAAAAUCAAGCUUUAGUCAGGGUGGCAGCAUCGAGUGGUUUAAUUAAUGAGAAGCCAUAUAUUGGAGUCACAGACAAAGAAACAGAAGGACAGUUUGUAGACAUUGAGGGGAAGCAACUAACAUUUACCAAAUGGGGACCAGGUCAGCCUGAUGAUUAUCAGGGAGCACAAGACUGUGGUGUAAUAGAUGUUUCUGGCACUUGGGAUGAUGGAAAUUGUGGUGACAUACGUCCUAUUAUAUGUGAAAUAGACAUCAAGUAGUAACUCUACCAUAUUUGCAUGAAAUGAGAAUGCAGAAAUUCCGUAUUAAGGUUUUUUAAACAACCUAUAUGCUUUACAAAUAGUUUAUAUUUGAGUGUGAAGCAUUCUUCAGAAUGUAAAAUGAUACAUUUAAUAUACAUAACAAAAAAUAAAUGCACCGAAUGUUAUGCAAAC
This is a messenger RNA of Danio rerio (zebrafish), 1177 nucleotides long. The record is from RefSeq and is a predicted model, not a curated record. NCBI's taxonomy places the organism in Eukaryota, Metazoa, Chordata, Actinopteri, Cypriniformes, Danionidae.